GUCACGUUGAACGCCAUGGGCCGCCGCUUGAACGAACGAACGAAAACCGAACACGGGCGUUCAGCGUGGCGUGACGUCAGCGCGUAUGUGACAGUUAAAUGCUACCGCGCGCUUUGUCAUCCGUCUGUCUUCGCUCGGCUGUCGGAGGGAGAAGACGUAAAGAAGGAGAGACACAGAAGGAAGAGACGGAGAGAGGAGAGAGGAUCCAGCAGGAUGCACGGUCCACGCUCCACGCUCCUGGGACUCACGCUUGCUAUCCUGGCGACGGCGGCUGCCUUUAACCCGAUCUUCAGGGAGAACGAGAUGGCCUGGCGGGAUCUGUUCCUGGCGUUCGACAAGGCCGAGCGCGAGCCGGUGGUCAAGUCGUAUGACCUGAGUUACCUCACAUUCGAACAGCAAGACAUGCUCAAGUCAGUCGCCGACAUCGCAGAGCUUGCCAACCUCACGGGCUUGCCUCUGAUGGACGAGGACCCAACCGAAGGCCUCCGGAUCGGGUUUCGAAGCCUCUCGCCACCGGUUCGAACGCGCAGACGUAGACAGUACGAGAAGCUCCCCGAGUGCAAACCCAGGAUCGUCAACGAGCCGGUCGAGCAGCACCACGACGGGAUGAGGACGAUUCCCACGUGCAUCGAGAGGAAGGUCUGCGGGGGAUGCUGCUCGGUGGGGCGGCUCUGCGUUGCGACCAAGACCCACCCCAUCUCGCAACAGGUGAUCCAGCUGGGCACCAACAGCGCCACACCUGUGCUCCUCAACGUGACCGAAGAUGAGGAGUGCGAGUGUGUCUGCAAGGUCAAGGCGUCGGAUUGCCCCAACACACAGAGGCAAGAGUACGACCAGGAGCAUUGCAUGUGCAGGUGCAAAAGUUCGCUCCGAGAAGAAAAGGCAAAGUGCGAGAGUGUAGGUAAUUUUUGGGAUUACAACAGUUGCCGCUGCGUCUGCCGAUCUCUGGCAGGGAGGGAGUGCUCUUCUGGAUACUUUUUUGAUGAGUUAUCCUGCCGACCUGCGAGUUCAGACAGGCUUCAGUAGCGGAUACAUUCAGACGAAACUUUGAACUCAUAAGAACCACCACAGUAAAACCGGCGAACUUCUCUGAAGAAUCACCAGGCAAGCAACCCUCCACCCUUAUGCGUUGCUGUUGUCGCAUUGCCCAGACCUCAAGCCGUGUCAAGACCGUGCGUGCUUCGGACAUUGUUCCCUCGAUUACACAGGUCAAGUUAAGGUCGACGCCCAUAUCAUUAGAGAGCAAAAGCAAG
Molecule: messenger RNA, 1253 nt
Organism: Penaeus vannamei (Pacific white shrimp)
Lineage: Eukaryota; Metazoa; Arthropoda; Malacostraca; Decapoda; Penaeidae
Source: RefSeq, a predicted model, not a curated record